Messenger RNA from Halteromyces radiatus, 828 nucleotides. RefSeq names its product rab-GTPase-TBC domain-containing protein. The annotation marks the transcript as partial. The record is from RefSeq and is a predicted model, not a curated record. Lineage: Eukaryota; Fungi; Mucoromycota; Mucoromycetes; Mucorales; Cunninghamellaceae. The transcript has 3 exons.
AGAGAUAGAUACGGUUUUCAGAAAGCAACACAAUGGAUUUCACUUCAGACAUAUCACGACUUUGAAAAGUAUUAUCAACCUAUAUUGGAAAGAAGACAGUUAAGAUGGCAACAACUCUUGGAUGAUUAUGAUUCAAAAUUUCCAGAUCGAUGUACUCAAGUGAAACGAUACAUUCGAAAAGGGGUACCAUCUCCUUUAAGAGGUCGUGUUUGGUUCCACUAUAGCGGUGCUGAAGCAAAAAUGGACGGCAACCCUGGGGUAUAUCAAAAAUUCUUGAAACGAGCACAAGAAAUGGGUGAUGAAAACGAAUUUGCUGAUCUGAUUGAACGUGACCUUCAUCGUACAUUUCCCGACAAUAUCCAAUUUAGCAAAGCAGCAGCAGAGGCAUUAGCAACAACAUCAACAACAAUGACAAAACCGCCAGCAAUCGAUGUAUUACGACGUGUUUUAUCAGCAUUCUCGGUAUAUUGUCCAUCAGUAGGUUACUGUCAAUCAUUGAAUUAUUUGGUAGGCAUGCUUUUAUUAUUUUUGAAGGAAGAAGAAACAUUCUGGUGUUUGGUGACGAUAGCCCAAAGUAUUCUACCUGCUGGCGUCUAUGAUGUGACUAUGGAAGGUGCAAGUAUUGAUCAAGCUGUACUGAUGAUGUUACUUUAUGAACGAAUGCCUCAAUUAUGGUAUAAGAUGACUCCCAAGACUUUUUGGGAAGCUGAAGCUGAUGGUGUCUCUAUGCCAACUAUUACUCUGGUAACAAGUCAUUGGUUCCUCACCCUUUUCAUCAAUAUUUUACCAACUGAAACUGUGCUUCGUGUAUGGGAUUGUUUCUUUUAG